Trichomycterus rosablanca is the source of this 1676-nucleotide messenger RNA. RefSeq names its product carboxypeptidase vitellogenic like (gene cpvl). Gene Ontology annotation, biological process: proteolysis. The transcript is spliced from 13 exons. The coding region runs from base 90 to 1523 and encodes 477 amino acids. The record is from RefSeq and is a predicted model, not a curated record. Lineage: Eukaryota; Metazoa; Chordata; Actinopteri; Siluriformes; Trichomycteridae. Gene Ontology annotation, molecular function: serine-type carboxypeptidase activity.
UGUGACUGUGAUCACGUGACUUGCCGCUUUAACAUUCGAACCGUGGUUUGAGCAGCAGAGCCCAGCAGCACCACCUCCAAGGUUCCAGGAUGUUGAGCAGGUUGGCGCUUCUCCUCCUCCUGUCUGUGUUUUUGGUGUCGGUGUGGUCCAGGGGCUGCUCCUCGUUCUUCUGUAGGAAAUCUCUACGUGUGAGUGAAUGGGACGGACCCGAGCCUGGUGCCCCUCUGUUCCUCAGCCCGUAUCUGGAACAGGGCAGGAUAGAAGAAGCUAGGAAGCUGAGCGUGGUGGAUCCGCUCCCCGGUGCCAACGUGAAGAGCUACUCCGGUUAUCUCACCGUCAACAAGAGCUACAACAGCAACCUCUUCUUCUGGUUCUUCCCAGCACAAGUGAAGCCAGAAUCCGCCCCGGUGCUCCUGUGGCUGCAGGGGGGCCCCGGAGGCACGUCCAUGUUCGGUCUCUUCGUGGAGCACGGGCCGUACUUCGUGCAUCGGAACCUCACACUGGGAUACAGAGAGUUUCCCUGGACGUCCAGAUACUCCGUCCUGUACGUGGAUAACCCGGUGGGUACGGGGUGGAGCUUCACCGAUGAUGACCGCGGCUACGCCAGAAACCAGGAUGAUGUGGGUCGGGACCUGUACAGCGCGUUGGUUCAGUUUUUCCAGAUAUUCAGCGAGUUUCAGUCCAACGAUUUCUACGCCACAGGAGAGUCCUACGCAGGGAAGUACGUUCCAGCCAUCGGUUACUACAUCCACAAAAAUAAUCCAUCGGCCCAGGUGAAGAUUAACUUUAAGGGCGUGGCUAUAGGAGACGGUCUGUGUGAUCCGGAGCUGAUGUUGGGAGGAUACUCGGGGUUCCUGUAUGAAACUGGGCUGGUUGAUGAGUUACAGCAGCAGUACGUGAAGCAGCAGACAGACGCUGCAGUCAAACUCAUCCAGCAGCAGAAAUUCAUCCAAGCAUUUAAGGUUUUCGACAGUUUGCUGAAUGGAGAUCUGGAUCCGUAUCCCUCGUUCUUCCAGAACGCUACCGGCUGCACCAACUACUUCAACUACAUGCAGUGUCAGGAGCCCGAGGAUCAGGAAUAUUUCGGCAGGUUCGUGACCCUGCCCGCGGUCAGGCGCGCCAUCCACGUAGGAAACCUGACCUUCCACGACGGCUCUGAGGUGGAGAAGCACUUACUGGAGGACGUCAUGAAGUCCAUCAAACCCUGGCUGGGUGUCCUGAUGGACAACUACAGGGUGCUGAUGUACAGCGGGCAGCUGGACGUGAUCGUCGCCGCCCCGCUGACUGAGCGUUUCCUGCUCACCGUUAACUGGACCGGGGCGGACCAGUAUAAACAAGCCGAACGUUUUCACUGGAAGGUGCAGCCCAGCGACACAGAGGUGGCGGGAUACAUCCGCCAAGUGGGAGAGUUCUACCAGGUGAUCGUGCGAGGCGGGGGACACAUCCUGCCCUACGACCAGCCGAGGAGGUCCUUCGACAUGAUCGACCGAUUUCUGUCCACCACGGGAUUCACGUCCGCCUGAUGUUUCGUUUCUGACAUGUGACCUGCACGGCCACCGCUGAUUGGUUCAGGAUGAUUUAUGUGUAUAUUUGAUUGUUAAAUGCAGGAGGACGUCGUGUGUAAAUCUACGCUGUUAUUUUAGCUGAUGAAUUUUGAUUAAAGUCGGAUUUUUAAA